Molecule: messenger RNA, 1325 nt
Organism: Engraulis encrasicolus (European anchovy)
Lineage: Eukaryota; Metazoa; Chordata; Actinopteri; Clupeiformes; Engraulidae
Exons: 3
Coding region: 45-1325 (426 amino acids)
Source: RefSeq, a predicted model, not a curated record
UCUUUGGUGUUCUCACUAGGUUCCGCCAAGAGCCUGCUGCUGUCAUGACUGACAUUCAGACAAUGUUCCACCAGGUCCGAGUGUCAAAAGAGCACAUUGACUAUCUCAGGUUCCUCUGGUGGCCUAAUGGUGACACUAGUCAGCCUCCAGUUGAACACCGCAUGUUAGUGCACCUCUUUGGUGCAGUGUCGUCACCAAGUUGUGCAAACUUUGCACUUAGGCAAACUGCUGAGGACAACAAGGACAUGUUCAAUCCAAACAUAAUCAGCACAGUUAACACUAACUUUUAUGUCGAUGAUUGUCUUAAGUCUCUCCCCUCUGAGCAGGAAGCAGUGCAGCUGGUGACAGAACUAACAUCUCUCUGUCAAAAAGGAGGAUUCCGACUGACUAAGUGGAUGAGCAACAGCCGGACCGUCCUGGGACACAUCCCAAAAGAGGACCGAGCCUCUGAGGUCAGAGAACUGGACUUGGACAGAGAUAAGUUGCCAAUUGAAAGAGCCUUGGGCCUGCUGUGGAGUGUUGAAGAUGACAUGUUUAAGUUCAACAUCAUUGUGAAGGACAAGCCUCACACACGUAGAAAUAUGCUGUCCAUUGUGAGCUCAAUCUAUGACCCACUCGGGUUUCUAUGCCCUCUCACUCUACCUGCAAAGUUGUUGUUACAGGCUCUGUGCAGAAGCAAACAUGACUGGGAUGGCAGAAUACCCCAAGCUGCAUCUGAGAAGUGGAGAAGAUGGAUUGAAGACCUGAGUGUGCUGGAGGACUUUGAAGUGGCGCGCUGCAUGAAGCCGCAUGGAUUCGAAACAGUCAGACAAGCUGAGCUACACCACUUCGCUGAUGCCAGCGAGCAUGGAUACGGCACUGUGAGUUACCUCAGAAUUACCAAUGACAGUGGUGACAUACACGUCUCCUUCAUGACUGGCAAAGCAAGAGUCGCGCCGAUGAAACAGAUGACCAUCCCACGUCUGGAGCUGGCAGCUGCAGUGCUGGCAGUUAAAGUGGACAAGAUGCUCAGGAAGGAGAUGGAGGUUCUCUACUCCAUCCUGAAAGAACAACAUCUUGAUGAUGAAGGUCUACAAACACUGCUGUGUGAAGUAGAAGCCAUCUUGAACAGCCGUCCCAUCACCACGGUGACGGAAGAUGAACGAGACCUGGAAGCGCUGACUCCGAACCACAUCCUCCUCCUGAAAGCUCAACCUGCAUACCCACCAGGACUGUUUCAGAAAACCGACUUGUACAUCAGAAGACGUGGCGGCCAGACUGCUACUUAUGAUGGUGUGGUGACGCGGCCCAGACGCUGUAGGGGUGCAAGGCGCAACAGUCAUUGA